This is a messenger RNA of Paramecium pentaurelia, 156 nucleotides long. The record is from the annotation of a GenBank genome assembly. Lineage: Eukaryota; Ciliophora; Oligohymenophorea; Peniculida; Parameciidae.
AUGAAUAUCAAAACUCCAGAAACAAUCAAAGCUACUUAAUCAAAUUGUUCUAAUUCCACAAUUUUUUAAUUUACAGUUGAGAAAAUAGAUUUCAGCAAUCCAAAACAACUGUUAUUAUUUAAGUCACAAUUAGCUCAUUUAAUUAUUAAAAAAUGA